Molecule: messenger RNA, 4382 nt
Organism: Suricata suricatta (meerkat)
Lineage: Eukaryota; Metazoa; Chordata; Mammalia; Carnivora; Herpestidae
Gene: STX1B
Product: syntaxin 1B
Exons: 10
Coding region: 125-991 (288 amino acids)
Biological process (GO): intracellular protein transport; exocytic insertion of neurotransmitter receptor to postsynaptic membrane; vesicle fusion
Cellular component (GO): endomembrane system; SNARE complex; plasma membrane
Molecular function (GO): SNAP receptor activity; SNARE binding
Source: RefSeq, a predicted model, not a curated record
CCCCCCCUCAGCGGCUCCGGUGCCCCCCGGCGCCCCCAGACUCCGGCCUCCAGCACCGAGGCAGGAGGCAGGGAGCAGCAGCAGAGGCAGGAGGACGAGGAGGAGGAGGAGGAGCCGUCGCAGGAUGAAGGAUCGGACUCAGGAGCUGCGAAGUGCGAAAGACAGUGAUGAUGAAGAGGAGGUGGUCCAUGUGGAUCGGGACCACUUUAUGGAUGAGUUCUUUGAACAGGUGGAAGAGAUCCGGGGCUGCAUCGAGAAGCUGUCAGAGGAUGUGGAGCAAGUGAAAAAACAGCACAGUGCCAUCCUGGCCGCCCCCAACCCAGAUGAGAAGACCAAACAGGAGCUGGAGGACCUCACCGCAGACAUCAAGAAGACUGCCAACAAGGUUCGGUCCAAGUUGAAAGCGAUCGAGCAAAGCAUUGAACAAGAGGAGGGGCUGAACCGUUCCUCCGCGGACCUGCGCAUCCGCAAGACCCAGCACUCCACACUCUCCCGGAAGUUCGUGGAAGUAAUGACCGAAUAUAACGCGACCCAGUCCAAGUACCGGGACCGCUGCAAGGACCGGAUUCAGCGGCAGCUGGAGAUCACUGGAAGGACCACGACGAACGAAGAACUGGAAGACAUGCUGGAGAGCGGGAAGUUGGCCAUCUUCACCGAUGAUAUCAAAAUGGACUCACAGAUGACAAAGCAGGCGCUGAAUGAGAUCGAGACGAGGCACAACGAGAUCAUCAAACUGGAAACCAGCAUCCGAGAGCUGCACGACAUGUUUGUGGACAUGGCCAUGCUCGUGGAAAGCCAGGGUGAGAUGAUUGACCGCAUCGAGUACAACGUGGAACAUUCCGUGGACUAUGUGGAGCGAGCUGUGUCUGACACCAAGAAAGCUGUGAAAUAUCAGAGCAAGGCCCGGAGGAAGAAAAUCAUGAUCAUCAUUUGCUGUGUGGUGCUGGGGGUGGUCUUGGCGUCAUCCAUUGGGGGGACGCUGGGCUUGUAGGCCCCCCACCCCUAUCUCUCCCAGACCCUUCCCCCACCACAUUGGGAGCAAUACCCCCACCACCCCUUCCAUCCCCUGCUCCAGGCUCACCCCCAAGACAGACCCAGGCAGCCCCCCCUUUCACCCCCCCGUCAGACCCUGGAGUCUCUGGACCUCAACCCGCCAUGGACCACCCCUGCCCCCGCACGUAGAUAGCAGCAGGCGUGAUUACACAUGCACACCAACAUGCAUGCCGCCGGCACAUGCUCGAGACGUGUGGACACCCCAGCGUGUGUGUGUACGUGUGUAGAUGUGUAGAAGCACCAAAUUGCCCUUCUGGCCCCCCACCUCAGGUCUGUGUGUCUUCUGAGCUUCCCCCGUUCACUCGGGCUGCUGUGUGUAGACUGUGGCCGGGUACAACACAGCAGUCCACCAAGCCCCGCUCUGUCUUCUGUGAAUAGAUUGUAUGUGUGUGUGUGUGUGUGUGUGUGUGUGUGUGUGUGUGUGUGUGUGGGUGGCCACAGAUCCACAGACACACAGUUUGUGUACAUGGAAUUUUGUGUUUGAGUGUUUGAGUCCAACACAGUAGCACCUCUUCCACUGACCCCCGCCUCCACUGUGUCUGCUAGAGGUAGGGCAGGUCGUGAGUGUACGGACGCUCACACUCACAUGCCCAGAGGAUUCGGGUGGGCCCAGAUACAGUAGGCCAUGGCAGACACCCCAGUGUGAUGUUGAGCAAAUCUUUCUGGCUUCGUCGCCCUGGGGGCCGGCAUGUGUCCCAGGGAGCGUGUGUGUGCGUGUGUGCGCGUUGUGAGCCUGUGGAGUUUAGCCAAGGUGAGUGGACACAGGUGAGUGGAAGUAUACACGUGCAAAUAACCUAGCUCGGCCUGUGUAUACAUGUGCAUUUCCCCCAGCAGGUAACGUGAGGAAUACGUGUGUGUGUGUGUGUGUGUCUCAAGGAUGUGCCCAAUGUUGAUAGGUCAUCUCCUCAGACAGAGCCCUCCAUAUUGUGCCCUGGACACCUGUGUUGGGUAGGCCCAAAAAUCUGUAGUUCUGUGCUGUGUAGACCACAUGUGUGUGAGAGAGUGUGUGUCUAGAGGCUUUCUACAGAGUGUGUUUCUGCCCGCCUGUGUAUUAUAUGCACACACAUGUUUGUCUUUAAAGACAUGUGCUCCGUCCAGGUUUGUUUGUCCAGAUGUGUUUGCCCUCUCCCUGUCCCCCCAGAGCUGCUGACCAACAGCUCGUGUGGUCACACACGACCCGUCAACAUUGUGCAACUGCAGCUUCCUGCCCUGCCAGGUUUCAGAGCCCCUGUGCCUACGUCCUCAGACGCCUGUCUUUCUCUGUGUCUCUGCCAGAGGGUGGACCUUUGUCUGUGAGAACAAGUACACCUCAGUGUGCUCACACGUGCCCAGGCUGAGGAGGCCUCGUGCGGGUUGCCCUCCGCGGGCACAUACACACACACCGGAAUGUGCAUGCUAACACGGGCAGGGUGCCCAUCCAGGCUGUGCCCACUUGCAUGCAGAUGCCACCCGAAAGGGCUAUUUGUGGGAAACGUUACUGAUGGGGUGAAGGUCAAGGGCCGCCCCACACAGACUGAAAAUGAGGACCUUCCUGCUUCCCACACAUUUACCUCAGAGCUGGCCAGUGCUGGUCCUCCCCACCGCAUCCGAUGCUCUAGGCUCUGCCUCAGGGACCAGAACUGUUAUUUCAGGAGUACUGGAAAGGCCAGUCGGCCGCGGCCACUCAGGGUGAGUGGAGUCCCAGGCCCCGUCCCCUGCUGAAAUGUUGGCAAUAGCUGUCCCCACCCCUGCCCAUCCCCUGGGUUGAGGUUGAAGGUGAGGCACAGGCCCGAGUUUCUGAGGGUGAAGGAAGGGCCGGCUCCUCCCUCACUGUGUAAACAAUGCAUGCAUGUGCUAAGCACGGGCUGGGGGGUGGGGAGGUCAGGUGGGUGGGAGGUGCAUGAGCAAAGGACCCACAUAUAUAGGCUUGGACACACAAGUUCAGCAGUAUGCCCUGCCCCAGGGUUGGGGGUGUGUGUGCAGACUGUUUCCCAAAGUCCCACUUAACGUGAAGUGUGUGUGUGUGUGUGUGUGUGUGUGUGUGCGCGCGCGCGCGCGUGUAAGAGAGACAGGGAAACAGACCACAGGGAGAUGAUGCAGAUGUGACCUCUGGAACACAAUACCCCUCCCGCCCCCACCCCAGCUCAGGUAGCUCGACCUUUUCCCUAUGUGAGCUGUGUGAUCCCUGCCUGUGUGAGGCCAAUGCAUGUAACCCCCAAGGCGGGCUCUGUGGAAGAGGGGAGCCUGUCUGUCCCUUCCAAGAAUGUCCUUCUUCAGGACAGGCAGUUUGCCCCCGUGUCUGAUUACAGCCCUUCUGCUCCCAUCUCCGGCUUCUCUGGGGACAUCAGAGCAGGCCUCAGCACCCCCGCCCUUUUUCCUUCCUGUCGCCUAGCCAGGACACCUUUGCAGCCCCAGGUGUUUCCGGAAUUCCUACACCCCUGGGGCCACAAGAACAAGGCUGGAGCCACGGCUGGAGUGAUGCCGUUGCCUCCUUGAGUGGUAUUAGGCCCAUAGCUGCCCGUCCCUGGGUCUCCAUUGGACCAGAGGAUCCCCGGGGGUCUGCUGUCCCCACCUUCUGCAAGUCCCAUAGGUCAUAUGGCGUGUUUGGUUGCUGGCUGCUGUGUCUGUAUGUGUCCUGGAAUGUUGUCUGGGGCCUGGUGUCUUUUGCAUGUUCUUGGACGAGUGUGUGCUGCUCACCCUCCAUGCACCCACAACCACCAAGCCCAUGUGUGCCCUGUGGGUGGUCCUGGGCCUGGCCAGGGCUCGCUGCUUCCCUGUCCCCUUUCUCCCUAGCCCCACCUCUCACGAAGCACACUGCGUGUCCAUCCCAUGUGCCUGUGGGUCGAUGCACGCUCUUGCCACGCCUUGAGCGUGUGUACAUGAUGUGUUCUAUGCAUUCACCCUGUCCCCCCAGCCUGCCCCGCAGAGGACAAGAUGGGUGGCCCCCGGCUCCCUUCUUCCCCCCACCACCCCCUGCCCGCUGUGCAGCCGUGUGCGUUGGCGUGUGUUUCCGUGUCGCUGGCGUGUCACGUGAUGUAGCCGUGUUUGCUGACAUGAGCCCUUGCCCCUUCUGUUUCUCCGUUGGUUUCUAGAGCUCUUUCCCUUUCCUCCCCAGAGGGGACAGGACUCCUGGGGCCUGGCUGGGGGCCCAGAGCCAGGCCAUCCUCUCCUGUUAGCCCUCAGAGUCCCAUUUCUCUCUAUUGGUGACCAAGAUGCAAAUGGAUAAAACACAGGAAAAUUCUGCCCCGCCCCCUGCCCUGCAUGUCCUGUCCCCAGAGCCCCCCCACCCCUACCCCGGGCCGGGUCGGGCCCCGUGGGACGGGAGAAAUAGCAACCAAUCCAACAGCGGG